AACCAACAAGCUUCCUCGACUAAAGAUGAAUCUUCCUCGAAAUUUCCCUCCAUGUCUAUCCUCUUUAAAAGCUUUCCUGUCGUCACGCCCCCGCUCGCAGAAAUCCAGUUUAGUACCUAAUGAAUCUCCCAGUUUUGAAGAGUACCUCAAAGAUGGACCGUCUAUCAAUAUUUUGGACACCGUCGUAUGCACGCUGAGAGAAGCUUGCGAGUUAGUUUUUUCUGCCUUUUGUUUUUCAGGAAAAAACGUUUUGUCGAUUGUUACCUUAAGCUUUAUGUUGUCGAGGUAUUCCAGUACAGUAAGCAUCUCUCCAGUACAGUAAGCUUGGGGGUGGGGGGAAGACGGAGGAGUAAUUCUCUAGAGAAGAAGGUGUUCCUUUGGGGAUUAAUGUUGGAGCCACAAUAAAAUUCGGGGGCUGAUAAGUUUCGAAGAAGCUUGGAUUGCGGUUCUGAAAGGAGGAGAAAGCUUAAAAAGGUCAUUGGAAUCGCGUUGCUCAAGAAUUGUGGGAAAUAUGAAAAUCCUUGACCCGCGAGGUCCAUUUCUUCCGAAGUACUGGACUAAAAUAGUUUUCUGGUGGUUCCUGCUUUCAAAUUUUUUCGAUUAUUUGUUCCUUUACAUUCCUGUGAUUGAUGAUGACAAGCAAUGCCUUGGGUUGGACGAAAACCUGCAGACUGCGGCAAUUGUUUUGCGUACCAUUUUUGAUGUAUUUUAUAUCAUUCAUAUGAUCUUUCAAUUCCGAACUCGUUUUUUUAAUGUUCCCUCUGCUUCGGAAAUAGCAUUGAGAUGUUCGUGCACGAACUUCCUCAUUGACGUUCUUGCAGUUCUUCCUCUGCCACAGGUGUUUGUUUUAUCUAUCAUUCCACGCAUGGGAGGUUCAAGAUCUUCGAAUACACGAAGCUUUUUGCGGUGGGUGGUUUAUUUCCAACUUUUACCUAGGACAUGUCUCAAACAACGUUUGUACAAAGAAGCAAAAAUACCUUCUGGUAUGUUCACUGGAGCUGCUUGGGAUGGCGCUGCAUUUGGUCUCAUUAACUACAUGUGUCUCAGUCAUACAGCGGGAGCAACUUGGUACGCGCUUUCUAUAGACCGAGGAAUUAUGUGCUGGACGAAAGCCUGUGGAAAUCGGACUGAGUGUGUAAACUCUUUCGAGUAUUGUGAUCAUAGUACAGGGUUUAAAGUAUUUCUGAAUGAGUCCUGCCCCAUACAGACACCAAAUGCUGCUCUUUUUGAUUUUGGAAUCUACCUCGAUGCAUUUCAGUCCGGUGUUCUAGGAUCAUUAAAUUUUAGGGAGAAGUUCUUUUACUGCUUUUGGUGGGGCCUGCAAAAUCUGAGUUCUCUUGGUCAAAACCUCAAGACAACUACCUAUUCCGAUGAAAUUUUGUUGGCAAUGUUCGUUUUCAUGUAUGGCUUGAUAUACUAUUCAAUCCUCAGCGCAGAGAUUCAGAAGUUUCUGCGGCAACGGUACAAAGCAAUGGGAUUGGAGGAACGGGGAGUCAAAAUGCUUGAAGUAGAACAAUGGAUGUCUACUCGUUCGCUCCCUGCAAGUCUGAGGGAGCGAAUCAAACAAUAUGAACAGUACAAAUGGCAGAAAACUAGAGGUGUUGAUGAAGAGAAUCUGAUCCGUAAUCUUCCAAAGGAUCUAAGGAGGGACAUAAAGCGCCAUCUUGGUUUGGAUCGGCUUAUGAGAGUGCCAGUGUUUCAGCGCAUGGAUGAACAACUGUUGGACGCUUUGUGUGACCGUCUAGAACAGGUUUUCUACACGGAAGGCAGCUUCGUCAUGCAGGAGGGGAAACCAGUUGAUGCAAUGCUCUUCGUAAUGGACGGGAAAUUAGCUUCUUCGACCACUAAUGGUGGAAGUAUUGGGUUCUUUAACAUGGAAUAUCUUGAACGCAGAGACUUCGGUGGAGAAGAGCUUCUUGGUUGGGCUUUAGAUCCCCAUUCCUCAACUAAACUCCCAUUCUCAACCAGAACGGUUAAAGCCCUCUCAAAAGUGGAAGCAUUAGUCCUAAAGGCGGACGAUUUGAAGAUUGUCGCCUCUGAAUCCAGGUGGUCACACGACAAGCAGCUCCGCCAUUUUUUUAGAUACUACUCGCAGCAGUGGAGGACUUGGGCGGCUUGUUUCAUACAAGCAGCGUGGCGACGACAUCGCAGGAAGAAGUUGGAAGAGUCUCUUAGGAUCAUAGAGGAAAAUAGGUUGCAAGAUGCAUUGGCCAGAGGCGGCGGAAGCUUGCCGAGUUUGGGGGCCAUCAUUUAUGUUGUUAGAUUUGCCGUUAAUGCCAUCCGUGCCGUAAGGUGGAAUGGUUCGGCUCAGACACCCAGGUUGCCGGAGAGAAUUUUUCCCACGAUGAUUCAGAAGCCAGCAGAGCCUGACUUUAUUGCAGAAGAUGAAGAAACCGCUGCUGAAUCAGACUCGACUGAGUCUGGUGUUGCCUUUGAAGAGGGAUCAAAAGGGAAAUACGCAGCUUCUUCAAGUGAGGUUCCGGGCCUUCCGGUUCCAGCAAGAUCUCACCCAAAGAGGAGUCGUGCCGAAGAUGAGCGUUACGACAAGUUAUCUACACAACUUGAAGAAACCAAGACAAAACUUGAAGAAGUAGGUUUAGCAACCAAGACAAAACUUGAAGAAGUUGGUUUAGCAAUCAAGAAACUUACCGAUGAUCGACUUAAUGUGAAUGACCUCUAUGAGGAAGUUAUGAAGACAGAAGGUUUCGAUGAACCGACACUUGCAUUAGCAUUUGACCACUUGGUUGAGAAUGAAAAGGUUGCCAAGGCGUUUAUUGUGAAGAAUGCGAGACUCCGAAGGGUAUGGUUGGAGGGUUUUUUAAAAACGAACGCGUGAAGUUAAUGGCUUCAAUUUGCAGAAAAUAUGUCCUUAUUACCUUUGCAUUAUAUGUUGCGGAACUUGUAUUGUGCUUCUAUUUAUGGAUUAUUUUACGGUUGUGAGAAUUAUGUGGACGCUAUUUUUGUGUGUCUAAAUGAGUUCAUGCAGCUAUGAUAAUAGUUGCUCAUUUGUGUGCUAUACUAAGGAUUGCUUGUUUGUGUGUAAAUUGAGAGUGAAAUGCAAAUUCAGGUGGGUGAUAUGUCACAAUUAUAUUUUGAUCACCAUCAUAUAUAA
This is a messenger RNA of Rhododendron vialii, 3112 nucleotides long. RefSeq names its product cyclic nucleotide-gated ion channel 1-like. Bases 512 to 2836 code for a protein of 774 amino acids. NCBI's taxonomy places the organism in Eukaryota, Viridiplantae, Streptophyta, Magnoliopsida, Ericales, Ericaceae. The transcript is spliced from 7 exons. The record is from RefSeq and is a predicted model, not a curated record.